Molecule: messenger RNA, 702 nt
Organism: Trematosphaeria pertusa
Lineage: Eukaryota; Fungi; Ascomycota; Dothideomycetes; Pleosporales; Trematosphaeriaceae
Exons: 1
Coding region: 1-702 (233 amino acids)
Source: RefSeq, a predicted model, not a curated record
AUGUCGGCCAAUACUGAGGAGCUUUACAACGGAUGCGACACCAUCGCCGCUCUCCAAAAGUUAGCGCAUUCUGAUGAACGCUAUCGAACCUACCUCUCUCCGUGGCUCCAAAAAGCACAACAACACGUUGCAGCAAUCAACCCGCCACCAGCUCCAAGCAAACUCAAAGCACUCGGCUCCAAACUAUCAGUCUCUCUCCUCAAGAAUCUUACUCCUUGCCAGAGACUGGUAAUCGAGUUCGGUGUCAGACAUGCACAAUCUGAAAUCCCUUUCCAGCUCUACCAUUUGACCCAAAAGGGCAUCGGAGACGAGCUUGAGCUUGUGCCCUCUCUGUUCAAAACGAUCGUAAAAGGAAAAGAUGAUAAACUUGAACUGCACGGCUAUAUCAAAGCUCACAUGGACGAGGCAAAACGCCGUCUAUGGGAUUUCGAGGACGAAGGACUGGCGUGGAUGCUCGACGAGGACAUCGACGACAUCCUACACGAUCUGAAGUACGACAGAUUGGACAGGGAUAGAGUAAGGAUGGAAUUGGGGGACGCGAGAACGAAAGCGAAAAGGGCGAAGUGGACUACUCUUUUCCUGGACCACAUUUUCCGACUCGUGCGCGUGGUGGAGAACUGUCAGCAGCCAGGCGAUGCCCACACGAGAAGGGGGAGGAACGACGACGAGGAGAUUGAGGUGGCUAGGCUGCUUCUUCCAUAG